Messenger RNA from Rosa rugosa (rugosa rose), 620 nucleotides. Its product is annotated as V-type proton ATPase subunit e1-like. The record is from RefSeq and is a predicted model, not a curated record. Bases 216 to 428 code for a protein of 70 amino acids. Gene Ontology annotation, molecular function: proton-transporting ATPase activity, rotational mechanism. Gene Ontology annotation, biological process: proton transmembrane transport. NCBI's taxonomy places the organism in Eukaryota, Viridiplantae, Streptophyta, Magnoliopsida, Rosales, Rosaceae. The transcript is spliced from 4 exons. Gene Ontology annotation, cellular component: proton-transporting V-type ATPase, V0 domain.
AGCAGGCCAUGAGUCCAUGAACAUCUAUCUUGGGCUAGUUUCGGUAACUGGGCUCAUCUAUAUAGUCACGGCCCAAAUUUGUUUCUCAGAACAAAACUUGGGGAGAAGUUGAAGCUUCUUUCACAUCGAGAAAACAACCAAAUCGAUCGAGAUCAGCUUCUACUGUUUUUGGAUUGGAUUGCCUGAAGAAAGUGUUUGAAUCUGUGAAAGUCGUAAUGGGUUUCGCGGUGACAACUCUGAUAUUUGCAAUGGUGGGAGUGAUUGCUUCGCUUAUGGUCAGAAUCUGCUGCAGCAGAGGCGCUUCUGCUAAUUUGCUUCACCUAACAUUAGUUAUUACUGCAGUAGUGUGCUGCUGGAUGAUGUGGGCAAUUGUAUACGUUGCACAGAUGAAACCACUUAUUGUUCCAAUCCUAAGUGAAGGAGAGUAAGGUGGAAUAUAUGAGGAUGCUUUCAGACUUCCCAUUCGGGAUUUCUAUGUAUAAUUUUGGAAGAGAGUUGGAUUCUAAGUGGCCUAAGGAUGUUGUAUUGAUGUAUUUGUUUCAUCCUUGGAACAAGUUGACAGACCAUUCUGUGUACCUCACUCAUUAUGAAUGUGAAAUAAAGGUUCAAAUUCUCCUGUA